Yamadazyma tenuis ATCC 10573 is the source of this 1287-nucleotide messenger RNA. It is a transcript of the gene PRP3, whose product is annotated as U4/U6-U5 snRNP complex subunit. The record is from RefSeq and is a predicted model, not a curated record. Lineage: Eukaryota; Fungi; Ascomycota; Pichiomycetes; Serinales; Debaryomycetaceae. Gene Ontology annotation, cellular component: U4/U6 x U5 tri-snRNP complex. Gene Ontology annotation, biological process: mRNA splicing, via spliceosome.
AUGAACUCCAACUCCACCAAACGACUACGAGAAGCAAACAAUACGAAUCUGUCUGCCGACAGACAUGAUUCCAAGCGGUCAAAAGGUGGGCUCGGAGUGGAAAUCCACCCGUUCCUCAAAAGCAUAGUCCCCAUUCCACAGCUUCCGAAGGACUUUAAUCCACUCAGUAAAUCCGCCAGCAAUGCGAUAGACUCCACAAAAUCAAACCCAUAUUUGGAUAGCUCCACUCCACAAGCAUCUAGAAGGACUAGGAAGGGCGCUUUCGAGUUUAAUCAUAGCGGAAAGUAUGUUGAAAUUGCUAAUCAGAUAAGAGAGCAGGAGGCUGCUAAAAGUGAGCAACUCCGCAAACACAAGAUUUUGGCACUGAAAGGACUUGUUCCCAACGACGACCUAGGAGAGUCACUAUACUCCCAGGAGUGUCCAGCGGAUGACACCGUCGAGUGGUGGGAUGCGUACUACGUGAAUGGUGAUAAGUAUAGGUGUACUGAGCAGCCAGAAAACAUCAUUUUGGACAACGAAGAAGCGCCUGUUUCACUCUAUAUCCAGCACCCGGUGUUCUUGAAAGCUGCAUAUGAGAAGCAUAUGCCCGUCCAACAACCAUUGUAUUUGACCAAAAAGGAGAUGAAGAGAAAGAGAAAGAUCGAGCGUCAGGAGAAGCUAAAGGCGCAACAAGAGCGGGUCAAGAAAGGGCUUGAACCCCCUCCUCCUCCUAAGGUCAAGCUUUCCAACAUUAUGAGCGUUCUAACCAACGAGGCCAUUAAGGAUCCCACGGCGGUGGAGAAACGGGUGAAAAAAGAGGUUGAGGCCCGGUUCAACAAACAUAUUCAACAGAACGAAGAGCGUAGACUCACCAAAGAGCAGCUGCACCAAAAGCUUCAUGAACGCCGGGAGCACGAUCUCUCGAAGGGAUAUUUCCGAGCCGUUUACAAGAUCCAGACACUUGUGGAUCCUCAGCAUUUCUUCAAAAUCGAUAAAAAUGCCCAACAACUCGAGCUAAAAGGAGUCUGUAUCGCUUACAACAAGAUGAGUUUGGUGGUGGUGGAAGGUGGUAGCAAGUCACUCAAGUACUACGAUAAACUUAUCACCAGACGGAUCGACUGGACCAAAUCCAACCGUUCUGACGUAGACUUGUCGGAAAAUCGAGCGACAAAAGUCUGGGAAGGUCAAAUCAAGGACCUUCAAUUUCAAAAAUGGUCAGUUCUUAAGCCACGGGAUGACACAGACCUCACAAGCAUGUUAUCCCGUUUCAGCUUGCAAAACUACUGGCGGGAAGCUCUAUUAGUAUAA